UCUCUCUUCUCUCUCUCUCUCUCUCUCUCAAGCUUGGUCUGAGAGAACAAACGAGUUAGAGAAGAACACGUUCAUGGCGAUCACUGCUACUUUCAAUCCGUCGACAAGCUCUAUUGGCUUCCCCAAGUUCAGUCACCAUAGUUCAUCAUUUGCUUCUCCUUCUUCCCUCGGCCGUAUCACCGCUUCUAAAACUUCCAUUUCCGCCUCCCCGUUGAUAUGGCAGGCGAAGCGGAAGCAGAAUCCGGUGAUCGUGCUAUACUCCGGCGGAGGCGGUAGCAGUGGUGGAAAUGGUGGAAAAUAUAGUGGUGGUGGUGAUGAAGGAGAGGAAGCUGGCGAUAAAAACAAGGCGGAGGCGAUUCUGGUGCUUACGCAGGUAGGGAGGUCUUUGGAUAGUAUACCUUCGGAUCUGGCUUCGGCGAUUGAGACUGGACGGAUACCUGGAUCGAUUGUCUACCGUUACUUUGAGUUGGAGAAGUCGCCAUUUUUCCGGUGGUUGCUUCAGUUCGGGGGGUUUAAGGAACGGCUUUUGGCAGAUGACUUAUUCUUCGCUAAAGUGUUCAUGGAGUGCGGCGUUGGCAUCUUCACUAAGACUGCUGCAGAGUGGGAACGACGGAGAGAAAAUUUUGUCAAAGAGCUGGAUUUUGUUUUUGCUGAUUUGUUCAUGGCCGUCAUUGCAGAUUUUAUGCUUGUUUGGCUUCCUGCUCCUACUGUCUCUCUUCGGCCAGCACUUGCAGUCAGUGCUGGACCUAUUGCUAAGUUCUUCCACAACUGCCCUGAUAAUGCUUUUCAGAUUGCAUUGGCUGGAUCAUCCUAUUCACUUUUACAAAGAAUAGGUGCCAUAGUGCGUAAUGGGGCCAAGCUUUUCGCAGUUGGAACCAGUGCAUCUUUGGUUGGUACUGGUGUAACAAAUGCCUUGAUAAGGGCAAAAAAGGCAGUGGCCAAGGAAUCUGAUGAUGAAGUUGAAGAAGUUCCUCUAUUAGCAACCAGUGUUGCGUAUGGUGUCUACAUGGCAGUGUCUAGCAAUCUUAGGUACCAACUACUGGCUGGUGUAAUUGAACAACGGGUUUUGGAACCAUUACUACACCAUCACAAAGUUGUGUUGAGUGCACUCUGCUUUGCUGUUCGGACAGGCAACACAUUCUUAGGGUCAUUGUUGUGGGUAGAUUAUGCCCGUUUGGUAGGUGUUCAAAAGAUUCGUGAAUAGAGCAGACAGGUUGAUUACAGGGCCCCCAAUGUAGGUUUCAGGUUUUCUCCUUUUAUUUUUUCAAAAUUUUUAAGGUACUCAAUGAUUCUUGCUGGAGCUGCUGGUUCCCAUUUAAGGUUGUUUCAUAGAUAUGGUUCAAUGUGCACGGUUGUAGAUCUUAAAUAACAAAGAUCAUGAUAUC
Telopea speciosissima is the source of this 1385-nucleotide messenger RNA. RefSeq names its product protein RETICULATA-RELATED 4, chloroplastic-like. The transcript has 9 exons. Lineage: Eukaryota; Viridiplantae; Streptophyta; Magnoliopsida; Proteales; Proteaceae. The record is from RefSeq and is a predicted model, not a curated record. Bases 74 to 1204 code for a protein of 376 amino acids.